Molecule: messenger RNA, 3531 nt
Organism: Cercocebus atys (sooty mangabey)
Lineage: Eukaryota; Metazoa; Chordata; Mammalia; Primates; Cercopithecidae
Gene: LLGL2
Product: lethal giant larvae homolog 2 (Drosophila)
Biological process (GO): cortical actin cytoskeleton organization; establishment of spindle orientation; regulation of Notch signaling pathway
Cellular component (GO): plasma membrane; cytoplasm; cortical actin cytoskeleton
Molecular function (GO): myosin II binding; GTPase activator activity
Source: RefSeq, a predicted model, not a curated record
AUAGCACGGCUCCGCCCCAGGCUCGCCGCGCCGGAGGUGAGCAGGAAGGAGACGGUCGCCCAGCAGCCCGUGGGCAGGCGCGGCGGAGCGAGCGGGGCCGGCGGCAGGCGCCGAGGGACGCCGAGGCCUCGGGCGGGGGCCGGCCCGGGGUUCCAGGUCUCCAGUGGGGGCUGCAGACUAAGCACAAUGAGGCGGUUCCUGAGGCCAGGGCACGACCCUGUGCGGGAGAGGCUCAAGCGGGACCUGUUCCAGUUUAACAAGACGGUGGAGCAUGGCUUCCCGCACCAGCCAAGCGCCCUCGGCUACAGCCCGUCCCUGCGCAUCCUGGCCAUCGGCACCCGUUCUGGAGCCAUCAAGCUCUAUGGAGCCCCGGGCGUGGAGUUCAUGGGGCUGCACCGGGAGAACAACGCAGUGACGCAGAUCCACCUCCUGCCCGGCCAGUGCCAGCUGGUCACCCUGCUGGAUGACAACAGCCUGCACCUUUGGAGCCUGAAGGUCAAGGGCGGAGCAUCGGAGCUGCAGGAGGAUGAGAGCUUCACACUGCGUGGCCCCCCAGGGGCUGCCCCCAGUGCCACACAGAUCACCGUGGUCCUGCCCCAUUCCUCGUGCGAACUGCUGUACCUGGGCACCGAGAGCGGCAACGUGUUUGUGGUGCAGCUGCCAGCUUUUCGCGCGCUGGAGGACCGGACCAUCAGCUCGGACGCAGUGCUGCAGCGGUUGCCAGAGGAGGCCCGCCACCGGCGGGUGUUCGAGAUGGUGGAGGCGCUGCAGGAGCACCCUCGAGACCCCAACCAGAUCCUGAUCGGCUACAGCCGAGGUCUUGUUGUCAUCUGGGACCUGCAGGGCAGCCGUGUGCUCUACCACUUCCUCAGCAGCCAGCAACUGGAGAACAUCUGGUGGCAGCGGGACGGCCGCCUACUCGUCAGCUGUCACUCCGAUGGCAGCUACUGCCAGUGGCCCGUGUCCAGCGACGCCCAGCAACCAGAGCCCCUCCGCAGCCUCGUGCCUUACGGUCCCUUUCCUUGCAAAGCGAUUACCAAAAUCCUCUGGCUGACCACUAGGCAGGGGUUGCCCUUCACCAUCUUCCAGGGCGGCAUGCCACGGGCCAGCUACGGGGACCGCCACUGCAUCUCAGUGAUCCACGAUGGCCAGCAGACGGCCUUCGACUUCAUCCGUGUCAUCGACUUUACUGUCCAACGAGGCGACCCUGCAGCCGCCUUUGACGACCCCUAUGCCCUGGUGGUGCUGGCUGAGGAGGAGCUGGUGGUGAUUGACCUGCAGACAGCAGGCUGGCCACCGGUCCAGCUGCCCUACCUGGCUUCCCUGCACUGUUCCGCCAUCACCUGCUCCCACCACGUCUCCAACAUCCCCCUGAAGCUCUGGGAGCGGAUCAUUGCCGCCGGCAGCCAGCAGAAUGCGCACUUCUCCACCAUGGAGUGGCCAAUUGACGGUGGCACCAGCCUGACCCCAGCCCCACCCCAGAGGGAUCUGCUGCUCACAGGGCACGAGGAUGGCACGGUGCGGUUCUGGGAUGCCUCAGGUGUCUGCUUGCGGCUGCUCUACAAACUCAGCACGGUGCGCGUGUUCCUCACCGACACGGACCCCAACGAGAACCUCAGUGCCCAGGGCGAGGACGAGUGGCCCCCACUCCGCAAGGUGGGCUCCUUUGACCCCUACAGUGAUGACCCCCGGCUGGGCAUCCAGAAGAUCUUCCUCUGCAAGUACAGUGGCUACCUGGCUGUGGCAGGCACCGCAGGGCAGGUGCUGGUACUGGAACUGAAUGAUGAGGCAGCGGAGCAGGCUGUGGAGCAGGUGGAGGCCGACCUGCUGCAAGACCAAGAGGGCUACCGCUGGAAGGGGCACGAGCGCCUGGCAGCCCGCUCAGGGCCUGUGCGCUUUGAGCCUGGCUUUCAGCCCUUCGUGUUGGUGCAGUGCCAGCCCCCGGCUGUGGUCACCUCCUUGGCCCUGCACUCUGAGUGGCGGCUCGUGGCCUUCGGCACCAGCCAUGGCUUUGGCCUCUUUGACCACCAGCAGCGGCGGCAGGUCUUUGUUAAGUGCACGCUGCACCCCAGUGACCAGCUGGCCUUGGAGGGCCCAUUGUCCCGCGUCAAGUCCCUCAAGAAGUCCUUGCGUCAGUCAUUCCGCCGGAUGCGUCGGAGCCGGGUGUCCAGCCGGAAGCGGCGCCCGGCUGGCCCCCCAGGAGAGGUGCAGGAGGGGAGCGCCAAGACUGAGCGGCCGGGCCUCCAGAACAUGGAGCUGGCACCUGUGCAACGCAAGAUCGAGGCUCGCUCGGCAGAGGACUCCUUCACAGGCUUCGUCCGGACCCUGUACUUUGCUGACACCUACCUGAGGGACAGCUCCCGCCACUGCCCCUCGCUGUGGGCUGGCACCAACGGGGGCACCAUCUAUGCCUUCUCCCUGCGUGUGCCCCCCGCUGAGCGGAGAAUGGAUGAGCCUGUGCGGGCAGAGCAGGCCAAGGAGAUCCAGCUGAUGCACCGGGCGCCGGUGGUGGGCAUCCUGGUGCUCGACGGACACAGCGUACCCCUUCCCGAGCCCCUCGAAGUGGCCCAUGAUCUGUCGAAGAGCCCUGACAUGCAGGGAAGCCACCAGCUGCUCGUUGUGUCGGAGGAGCAGUUCAAGGUGUUCACGCUGCCCAAGGUGAGUGCCAAGCUGAAGCUGAAGCUGACGGCCCUGGAGGGCUCAAGGGUGAGGCGGGUCAGCGUGGCCCACUUCGGCAGUCGUCGAGCUGAGGACUAUGGGGAGCACCACCUGGCAGUCCUCACCAAUCUGGGUGACAUCCAGGUGGUGUCGCUGCCACUGCUCAAGCCCCAGGUGCGCUACAGCUGCAUCCGCCGGGAGGACGUCAGUGGCAUCGCCUCCUGCGUCUUCACCAAAUAUGGCCAAGGCUUCUACCUGAUCUCACCCUCGGAGUUCGAGCGCUUCUCUCUCUCCACCAAGUGGCUGGUGGAGCCCCGGUGUCUGGUGGAUUCAGCAGAAACCAAGAACCACCGCCCUGGUAACGGGGCAGGCCCCAAGAAGGCGCCGAGCCGAGCCAGGAACUCAGGGACUCAGAGUGAUGGCGAGGAGAAACAGCCCGGCUUGGUGAUGGAGCGCGCUCUGCUCAGUGAUGAGAGAGCCUCAACUGGCAUUCACAUCGAGCGGCCAUGGGGCGCAGCCUCAGCAAUGGCGGAGCAGAGUGAGUGGCUGAGCGGCCAGGCUGCACGAUGAGCACACACUACUACUGAUGGCCUUUUGGAGGUCCCUGCCCCAGCCGGAGAGGCCGGUGCACAGGGCCACACCAGGGGAUAGGGGCGCCCCGGCUUCCACAAUGCAGCUGCUCCAGGCCUCGGGAGAGGAGAGGCCCCGGCCCCUGGGGCUGCCCUUCCCGGGCCUCGUCUGUCUGGGUCCUUUGGUCAAUGUUGCACAGUUUUUAUUGCCCCCAUCCCUUUUUGUAGUGGGCUGGGGUUUAAGUUAUACAUGGUAACUGCCUCUGGGUGAAAAAGUUUUUAAUAAACACCUAUUACCUCUUCA